AUGUCAACCAAACCAAAAGUAUUAAGAGUUGGACAAAUCGAAUAUGCUCAUGAAAGGUGGAAUCAACUUGAAUCCAUUGCUGAAAUAAUUGACUGCACUUCCCAAUCCCGCGAAGAAUUCAUUCAUGAUCUUAAAACUAAAUACCUGGAUGUAACUUGUGUUUCUCGUACUUUCUACUCCUAUCCCAUGACUGGUAAAUUGGACAAAGAAAUUGCUGAAGCAAUGUCUCCUACUGUUAAAACAUUAAGUCAUAAUGGAGCUGGAUAUGAUCAUAUAGUAGUUGAUGAAUUUACUAAAAAAGGAAUUCAAGUUUCUAAUGUCACCUUUCCAGUGGAAGAUCCUACUGCUGAUACAGCCAUAUAUUUGAUGUUGGGUUGUAUGAGGAAUUUCCAACAAGGGCGUGAGUUGUUACGUCUGGGGAAUUGGCCAAAAAAUGGUGGAGUCGAAGCUGGAGGUGUAAGAAUGGGCCAUACUCCAAAGGGGAAAGUAGUUGGAAUUUUAGGUAUGGGUAGAAUUGGCCGUGCAAUUAGGGAUAGAUUAAUCCCAUUUAAAUUCAAUAGAAUUAUUUAUUAUAAUAGAAAUAGAUUAGAUCCAGAAUUAGAAGGUGCUAGUGCUGAAUAUGUAUCAUUUGAUGAAUUACUCCAAAGUUCAGAUAUAAUAAUCGUAAGUAUGCCAUUGAAUGAAUCUACAACUCAUAUGAUUAAUCCAAAAACUAUUGAAAAGAUGAAAGAUGGUGUAAUCAUAAUCAAUAUUGCAAGAGGCGCAAUUAUUGAUGAACAACAUUUACCCAAAUAUUUAAAAUCAGGUAAAAUUUCAUCAUUUGGAUCAGAUGUGUUUGAGAAAGAACCGAUCGUUUCUCCUGAUUUGUAUAAUCUUCCCAACGUUAUUACUUUACCUCAUAUGGGCACCCAUGCAAUAGAAGCUCUCAAAUAUAUGGAAGAAUGGGUUGUUGAUAAUAUUGAAUGUUUUAUCAAUACUGGAAAAGUGAAAACAAUCGUACCUGAACAAUAUAACAUGAAAAUCUUAGAAUAG
Molecule: messenger RNA, 1032 nt
Organism: Hemisphaericaspora subhashii
Lineage: Eukaryota; Fungi; Ascomycota; Pichiomycetes; Serinales; Debaryomycetaceae
Product: D-mandelate dehydrogenase-like dehydrogenase
Exons: 1
Coding region: 1-1032 (343 amino acids)
Cellular component (GO): cytosol
Molecular function (GO): hydroxypyruvate reductase [NAD(P)H] activity; NAD binding; glyoxylate reductase (NADPH) activity
Source: RefSeq, a predicted model, not a curated record